Molecule: messenger RNA, 1725 nt
Organism: Schistocerca piceifrons (Central American locust)
Lineage: Eukaryota; Metazoa; Arthropoda; Insecta; Orthoptera; Acrididae
Product: sialin-like
Exons: 10
Coding region: 1-1725 (574 amino acids)
Biological process (GO): monoatomic anion transport; transmembrane transport
Molecular function (GO): transmembrane transporter activity
Source: RefSeq, a predicted model, not a curated record
AUGUUGGAGAAGACAUCAGCACCUUCUGGCGCCAAGCCAUUCAAAAAAUACAGGCUGGGACAAAUAAAAGUAGCCCUGAGAAGAGUACCAGGGUGCAAAGGGAAACUAAGAGAGGAAAGUAAAUGCAGUACUAAUCCUACUAUAACAGAUGUUGAAAGUGACCACAAUUGCAGCCAGUUAAAGCUAAAUGCCUGCUUUCCAAUAAGAUAUGCUGUGGCUGUGUUGGGGUUCCUUGGAAUUGCUUUCCAAUAUAUGCUAAAGGUCACACUGUCAGUAGCGAUUGUGGGAAUGGUAUCCAAACCUGACAAGGACGAAGAUGCAGUUCUUGAUGAUACAUGUCCCGUCACAGUGACUAACACAAGCUCAAGUUCACAGACUGGAGAAUUCGAUUGGGAUGAGGAAAUGCAAGGUCAUAUUCUGUCUUCAUAUUAUUAUGGAUAUGUGGCAAUGCAGAUAGUUGGUGGCCACAGUGCUGCGAAGUUUGGUGGGCGGUGGGUGUAUGGAGCAGGACUCUUUGCUGCAGGGCUCCUCACACUUUUGGGGCCACUAGCAGCAUAUGCUGGACCUGUAGUCUUCAUGGUCUCACGCAUAGGUGUUGGACUUGCUUCUGGAGUAAUAAUUCCUGCAAUGCAUGUGAUGUUUACAAAAUGGUUUCCCGACCAUGAACGUCAGAGACUAUCUGGUGCCAUAUUUUCAGGUUAUUAUCAGAUGUUUACUAUUAUAUAUGAAUUGUUUACUUUUCUUGAAGGAAAAGUAAGAGCUAAAGCAAACUACAUGGGUACCCUACUUUCAAUGGCAGUAUCAGGAACAAUGGUGAAGAACUUGGGAUGGCCCUCUGUAUUUUACGUUUUUGGUGGUAUUUCAACAGUUACAAUAAUUCCAUGGGUAUACUUUGUAUACAGUGAACCUGAAUCUCAUCCAAGAAUUACAGAGAAAGAAUUAAGAUAUAUUCUGGAAAAUACUGGAUGUAGUAUGAAAGAAAAGAGUAGCAAAGAGCCAGCGGACAGCCAGGAUAAUUCAAACAGAACUAAUCCAUGGAUUAUGAUACCAUUGACUCCUGGCAUGUGGGCACACUGUCUUGUUCUAUUUGCUGUUGGAUGGGUCAACUACACAUUGCUUUCAGAAUUACCAACAUAUAUGCAAAACAUUUUACACUUUGACAUUGAUGAGGCUGGAUUUAUAUCUGCACUGCCUUACUUAUUUGGUUGGAUGAGCUGCAGCAUAUACAGUUUCCUAACACAGUGGUUCAUACAAAAGGGCAUGCGUAAGAUUGUUGCUUUCAAAAUAUGGGAUGCAAUAGCCUGUAUUGGACCUGCACUUUGCCUGUUGGGAGUGACACUUCUCGGAUGUGAUGUGACAGGAAUUGUUGCGAUGUUUGUCCUCACAAUGGUUACACGGUGUGCAAUUUAUGGAGGUUCAUACCUAAACCACAUUGAUAUGUUUCCUCAUGCUGCUGGAACUGCAGCAGGAAUUGCACAGACAUUCAUCACUGUCCCAGGAAUUAUAACACCACUUGUUACAAGUGCAUUCAUUUCUGGACAGGCUGUGAUACUGGCAAAAGCAUCUAACCCAAAAAAAGCAGCAGAACCAAGUUCCACACCUGAAGAUAUUCAAGAUACAACAAGAAGAACUGGGCACUGGAAACCAGAAGCAGUACCUACAGGAGACCCACUAAGGACAUCAGCAGAUCCAGUCUCAAAAGUAUCACCAAAGGAGACCAACUAA